AUGGCUGGCUCAGCAUUAAGACGAUUAAUGGCAGAAUAUAAACAAUUGACAUUGAAUCCACCCGAAGGGAUUGUUGCAGGUCCAAUUCAUGAAGAAAAUUUUUUUGAGUGGGAAGCUCUCAUAUCUGGGCCAGAUGGUACUUGUUUUGAAGGUGGAAUUUUUCCUGCCAAAUUAAUAUUUCCACCUGACUAUCCACUCAGUCCACCGAAAAUGCAAUUCACUUGUGAAAUGUUUCAUCCAAAUAGUAAGAUAUUCUUAAAUUAUAGUAGUUCUUUCAGUUUUUAG
Messenger RNA from Cotesia congregata, 285 nucleotides. NCBI's taxonomy places the organism in Eukaryota, Metazoa, Arthropoda, Insecta, Hymenoptera, Braconidae. The record is from the annotation of a GenBank genome assembly.